Desarmillaria tabescens is the source of this 7035-nucleotide messenger RNA. RefSeq names its product NUC071 domain-containing protein. NCBI's taxonomy places the organism in Eukaryota, Fungi, Basidiomycota, Agaricomycetes, Agaricales, Physalacriaceae. Gene Ontology annotation, molecular function: U6 snRNA binding; metallopeptidase activity; U5 snRNA binding. Gene Ontology annotation, cellular component: U5 snRNP; catalytic step 2 spliceosome. Gene Ontology annotation, biological process: spliceosomal tri-snRNP complex assembly; mRNA splicing, via spliceosome. The transcript is spliced from 42 exons. Bases 107 to 6952 code for a protein of 2281 amino acids. The record is from RefSeq and is a predicted model, not a curated record.
GAAAUUGAGAAAGAGAUGUUGUGCAAACAAUGGUACACAAAGCUUCGUCGCUCUGCUUACAUCAGCCACCCAAAGACUUUCCUGUCCUUCACCAAGUUCAGGCAGGAUGAGUUAUCCUCCACCUCCUCCAGGCUUUAUGCCUCCUCCACCAGGUAUGAAUCCUGCGAACCAGGCUUCCGGAUCGAAGAUGCCUCCAGAAGUCCUCGCUCAAAAGUCCAUGAAGUGGAAACAAAUGCAGAGGAAGAGAUAUGGUGAAAAGCGGCGGGGUGGUUAUGUAGAUAUGGGCAAAGUGGAUUUACCACCAGAGCAUGUUCGCAAAAUUAUUAAGGACCACGGUGACAUGAGCAACCGCAAGUUCCGAAACGACAAGCGCGUUCACCUUGGUGCUCUCAAGUAUGUUCCUCAUGCAGUCAUGAAGCUGCUGGAGAACAUUCCAUAUCCUUGGGAGCAAGUCCGUGAAGUUCCAGUGUUAUACCACAUCACUGGAGCGAUUACAUUUGUCAACGAAAUUCCUCGGGUUAUCGAACCCAUCUAUCACGCUCAAUGGAGUACUAUGUGGCUGGCGAUGCGAAGAGAGAAGCGGGACCGACGACAUUUCAAGCGGAUGCGUUUCCCUCCAUUUGAUGACGAGGAACCUCCUCUUGACUACGGAGAUAACGUUCUGGAUGUGGAACCGCUUGAGGCUAUACAGCUUGAGCUUGACUCAGAAGAAGAUUCUGCCAUUAUCGACUGGUUUUACGAUCCCAAACCCCUCGUCGACACACCUGCUGUCAAUGGCUCGUCUUACAAAUACUGGUCAUUGACGCUUCCCAUAAUGGCAAACUUAUAUCGGCUGGGUCGAACACUUCUCUCAGACCAGCCGGACCAGAACUCUAACUAUCUUUUCGACAAAAAAUCCUUCUUCUCUGCGAAGGCCUUGAAUAUGGCCAUUCCAGGAGGACCCAAGUUCGAGCCGCUGUACCGUGAUAUGGACUCAUUUGAUGAAGAUUGGAACGAGUUUAAUGACAUUAACAAGGUCAUUAUUCGGCAGCCAAUAAGGACGGAGUACAAAGUCGCCUUUCCUCAUUUAUACAACUCCCUCCCGCGCUCUGUGCACAUCUCUCCAUACCAUACCGCCAAAAACGUUUACAUCCGCACUGAUGACCCCGACCUCCCUGCUUUCUACUUUGACCCCCUCAUCAAUCCAAUCUCCCUCCGUGGUCAUACCGCCAAAAAUGCACCUUUAGUGUCCCACGAAGACAGCAUUUUUGGACCAAAUGGCGCUGACGAUGACACUUUUGUCCUUCCCGACGAGGUGGAGCCUUUCCUCGAGGAGAAAGAUAUCGAGAACGACUUAACGGCCGACGGUAUCGCAUUGUGGUGGGCACCUGAACCAUACAACCGCCGCUCUGGACGCAUGCGUCGUGCCCAAGAUAUUCCUUUGGUGAAGAAUUGGUACCUUGAACAUUGUCCACCUAAUCAGCCGGUUAAAGUUCGGGUGUCGUACCAAAAACUGCUGAAGUGUUAUGUCCUGAACGAGCUCCAUACGAGGCCUGAGAAGGCGAUGACGAAGAAGAAUCUUUUCCGCCAGUUAAAGGCUACGAAGUUCUUCCAGACGACGAAAUUGGAUUGGGUUGAGGCUGGACUGCAAGUCUGUCGACAAGGAUAUAAUAUGCUCAACCUCCUGAUUCAUCGCAAGAAUCUCAACUACCUUCACUUGGACUACAACAUGAACUUGAAGCCUGUCAAAACACUGACUACGAAAGAACGGAAGAAAUCUCGCUUCGGAAAUGCCUUCCAUCUGUGUCGAGAGAUUCUCCGUUUGACCAAGCUGGUUGUUGACGCACAUGUUCAAUUCCGUUUGGGCAAUGUGGACGCCUUCCAGCUUGCAGACGCACUGCAGUAUAUCUUUGCUCACAUAGGAGCUCUCACCGGCAUGUAUCGAUACAAGUACAAGCUUAUGAGGCAAGUCCGUAUGACUAAGGAUUUAAAGCAUUUGAUCUAUUAUCGUUUCAACACGGGGCCCGUUGGAAAAGGUCCGGGAUGUGGAUUCUGGGCUCCUGGUUGGCGAGUUUGGCUCUUCUUCAUGCGUGGCAUUGUACCACUCUUAGAACGAUGGCUCGGUAACCUUCUCGCACGUCAAUUCGAAGGCCGUAACAGCAAGGGUAUCGCCAAAACUGUAACCAAGCAGCGUGUCGAGUCGCACUACGAUUUAGAGUUGCGGGCAGCUGUUAUGCAUGAUAUUCUCGACAUGAUGCCUGAAUCAAUCAAGCAGAACAAGUCCAAGACCAUCUUACAGCACUUGUCGGAAGCUUGGAGAUGUUGGAAGGCGAACAUCCCUUGGAAAGUUCCUGGAAUGCCUACGGCAAUCGAAAACAUCAUCUUACGGUACAUCAAGAGCAAGGCUGAUUGGUGGUGCUCUGUUGCACACUAUAAUCGUGAGCGUAUUAGACGUGGUGCUACUGUGGACAAAGCUGUGGUAAAGAAGAACCUUGGCCGCCUAACGCGUCUCUACCUCAAGGCGGAGCAGGAACGCCAGCAUGGAUAUCUCAAAGAUGGCCCUUACAUCACUGCCGAAGAAGCAGUGGCCAUUUAUACGGCCACUGUUCAUUGGCUGGAGAGCCGAAAGUUUGCUCCAAUUCCUUUCCCACCGUUGUCGUACAAGCACGACACCAAACUACUUGUUUUAGCGCUCGAGAAGCUCAAGGAGGCGUAUUCGGUGAAGGGACGACUCAAUCAGUCUCAGCGUGAAGAACUCGCGUUGAUCGAACAAGCAUAUGACAAUCCUCAUGAGUGUCUGUCGCGGAUCAAGCGUUUACUCCUCACCCAACGGGCAUUCAAAGAGUCUGGCAUAGAGUUCUUCGAUACAUAUGACAAGCUUAUCCCCUGUUAUGACAUUGAACCUGUUGAGAAGAUUACUGAUGCUUAUCUCGACCAAUUCCUCUUCUUCGAGGCGGACAAGCGUGGCCUGUUCCCUGCAUGGAUCAAACCUGCUGACACCGAGCCUCCUCCACUGCUUGUUUACAAGUGGUGCCAAGGCAUAAAUAAUCUUACCGAUAUUUGGGAAACAAGCGAAGGAGAAUGCAAUGUUCUAAUGGAGACCGUACUGUCGAAGGUCUAUGAGAAGAUAGACCUGACAUUGCUCAAUCGUCUCCUUCGUUUGAUUCUGGAUCACAACCUUGCUGAUUAUAUAACGGCUAAGAAUAACACAGAUAUGGCGCAUACCAACGCUUUUGGUCUUAUACGGGGACUGCAAUUCUCUGCCUUCGUUUUCCAGUAUUAUGGAUUAGUCUUGGACUUGCUGAUCUUGGGUCUCCAACGGGCUAGUGAAAUGGCUGGACCUCCUCAAAUGCCAAACAACUUCCUGCAAUAUCGGGACUCAAGUACGGAAACCCGGCACCCUAUCCGACUAUACUCCCGUUACGUUGAUAGGCUUCACAUUCUAUUCCGGUUCACAGCAGAUGAGUCCCGAGAUCUUAUUCAGAGGUAUCUUUCGGCCAAUCCUGACCCGACUAACAACAAUGUCAUCGGGUACAACAACAAGAGAUGCUGGCCAAGGGACUGCAGGAUGAGGCUCAUUAAACACGACGUGAACUUGGGUCGUGCAGUCUUCUGGAACGUCAAGCAGUCUCUUCCUAGGUCCUUGACCACGAUUGAAUGGGAAGAUACAUUUGUCAGCGUUUACUCGCAGAACAACCCGCAGCUCUUGUUUUCAAUGUGCGGCUUUGAAAUUCGCAUCUUGCCGAAGAUCAGGACCAUGAGCGGGGAGCAAUUCUCAUUGAAGGAUGCUGUCUGGAACUUGACGAAUGAGCAGACGAAGGAGCGUACUGCUCAGGCGUUCCUCAGGGUGUCUGAUGAAGGUGUCCAACAAUUCAACAACAGAAUCAGACAGGUGCUUAUGAGCUCUGGUUCUACAACGUUCUCCAAAAUCGUGAACAAAUGGAACACUGCUCUCAUUGGACUUAUGACCUACUACCGCGAAGCCGUUAUCCAUACCAAUGAGCUGUUGGACUCCCUCGUCAAGGCAGAGAAUAAGAUUCAGACUCGAGUCAAGAUUGGUCUGAACAGUAAGAUGCCUUCGCGUUUCCCUCCAGUCGUCUUCUAUACACCCAAGGAGCUGGGUGGUCUAGGAAUGUUAUCUAUGGGUCAUGUACUGAUACCGCAGAGUGAUCUUCGGUGGUCCAAGCAGACAGAUGUUGCAGUUACUCAUUUCCGUGCUGGUAUGAGCCACGAGGAAGACCAGUUGAUCCCCAAUUUGUACCGUUACCUUCAGCCAUGGGAGGCCGAAUUCCUCGAUUCAGCGCGUGUCUGGUCUGAAUAUUCCAUGAAGCGUAAGGAGGCCAAUGCGCAGAACAGACGUUUGACGCUAGAGGACCUCGAGGAUAGUUGGGAUCGUGGCAUUCCUCGCAUCAACUACCUUGUUCCAGAAGGAUCGCCACACAACUUACAAGUACCUGCGACUAGCAAUCCUUUCUGGUGGACUUCGCAGCGGCACGAUGGUAAACUUUGGCAACUCAACAACUAUCGUGUGGACGUCAUCGCGGCCUUGGGUGGUGGCACUUACUUCCCUACUUGGGAAGGUCUCUUCUGGGAAAAGGCUUCUGGAUUCGAAGAGUCGAUGAGAUACAAGAAACUCACCAAUGCCCAGCGUUCAGGUCUCAAUCAAAUACCUAAUCGACGUUUCACUCUUUGGUGGAGUCCAACAAUCAAUCGCGCAAAUGUAUAUGUUGGUUUCCAGGUGCAACUUGAUCUCACAGGCAUUUUCAUGCAAGUACAUAUUUACCUAUUCCCAACCCUGAAAAUCAGUUUGAUCCAAAUAUUCCGAGCCCAUUUGUGGCAAAAGAUCCAUGAGAGCGUCGUUAUGGACUUGUGUCAAGUGUUCGAUCAGGAGUUGGAGCCUUUACAAAUCGAAACUGUUCAGAAAGAGACGAUUCAUCCUCGUAAGAGUUACAAGAUGAACAGCUCUUGCGCGGAUAUCCUACUCUUUUCGGCUUACAAGGCAAUUACCAGCUCUGCUCCCUUUCUUAACAUGACUAAAUGUGUCAAGGACGUACUAGACGGCACUACCAGCAACAAAUAUUGGAUUGAUGUCCAGUUAAGAUGGGGUGAUUUCGAUACACACGACAUUGAGCGUUACACUCGUGCCAAGUUCCUGGACUAUGUGUCUGAUUCCAUGAGUAUCUACCCGUCGCCAACAGGAGUGAUGAUCGGCAUGGACCUGGCUUACAAUCUGUGGUCGGCGUAUGGUAACUGGUUCCCUGGCAUGAAGCCUCUUAUCCAGCAAGCAAUGGCCAAAAUCAUGAAAGCUAACCCGGCCUGCCACGUGCUACGGGAACGCAUACGUAAAGGUUUACAACUGUAUUCGUCCGAGCCAACAGAGCCAUACUUGAACAGUCAGAUCCGACAUAAAACGUUCGAAGGAAACUUGACUACCAAGCCAAUCAACGGCGCUAUCUUCAUUUUCAACCCUCGAUCCGGUCAACUGUUCUUGAAGAUCAUUCACACUAGCGUUUGGGCUGGCCAGAAGCGUCUCGGUCAGCUGGCGAAAUGGAAGACUGCCGAGGAAGUUGCUGCUCUCGUUCGCUCCUUGCCUGUUGAAGAACAGCCUAAGCAGGUCAUCGUUACCCGCAAGGGCAUGUUAGAUCCUCUUGAGGUUCAUUUGCUAGAUUUCCCCAACAUCGUUAUUAAGGGCAGUGAAUUGCAGCUACCCUUCCAAGCGUGCAUGAAGAUGGAGAAGUUCGGUGAUCUUAUUCUGAGAGCUACGCAACCUCAGAUGGUCUUGUUCAGUCUUUAUGAUGACUGGCUGAAGUCUAUCUCGAGCUACACCGCCUUCUCCAGGCUAAUUCUCCUGCUACGUGGUUUGCACGUCAACAAUGAGAAGGCCAAGAUCAUUCUCCACCCUGACAAAACAACGAUAACUGAGCCUCAUUUCGUGUGGCCAUCACUCAGUGAUGAAGAAUGGAUUAAGGUUGAAGUUGCAAUGAAGGAAUUGAUCUUGGCGGACUUUGGCAAAAGGAACAGCGUCAACAUCGCAUCCUUAACGGUCAGUGAAGUCCGGGAUAUCAUUUUGGGUCAAGAGAUCGCAGCGCCGUCGGUUCAGCGCCAACAGAUGGCGGAGCUAGAGAAGAGUUCUGAAGCGCAGAGCCAGGUGACGGCGGUACAGACGCAAACCACCAACGUGCACGCGACCAACUACGAGCAGCAAGUGUUCAGCAGCAAGUCUGAUUGGCGUGUUCGAGCUAUAUCGUCCACACAUCUUUCGCUUCGUCUCCAGCACAUAUACGUUUCCAACGAUGAUGUGAAGGAUGAUGCGGCCUCAUACACUUACGUCUUACCAAAGAACAUCCUCCGUGCAUUUAUUACUGCCGCCGACCUCCGUACGCAAGUGGCUGCAUAUCUAUACGGUGUCUCUCCUCCCGAUAACAAGCAGGUCAAAGAGAUCAAGGCGGUCGUAUGGUUACCAUCGCGGAUGCCGAAGGAUGAUUUCCUGCUGAAAGACCUCGAGUUCCUAGGAUGGAUCAAGACGCAGGCUUUGGAAAUCAACCACAUGUCUCCCACAGAUUUGAUGGCUGACCAUCCAGAACUUGGAUCGUCUUGCAUCUGUAUCACCGCUUCAUUCACUCCUGGAUCUGUUUCAUUGUCGGGACAUACACUCACACCCGGUGGAUUUGAAUGGGGCAGAAAGAAUGCCGACAAUUCUUCAAACCCUCCCGGCUUCAACCCCAACAUGUCAGAGAGGGUUCAAUUGCUCUUAUCUGAUCGUAUCCUAGGCAUGACGUUAGUUCCGGAAGGCAGAGUAUGGAAUUAUGGCAUUGGUCUUACCCAACUGUGGUCCCCCAAUCUCCCCUAUGCCAUGACGCUAGAUACUCCACUGUUGUUCUGGGCUGAGGAGCAUCGACCGGCGGCAUUCUUGACAUUCGCUAAUCUCGAGCAAGGAGAGGACAGUGCUGAUGUUGAAAAUAGCUUUGCUUGAUUUUGCUGUGAAAUUCAUUCCGUACGUAGUACUAAUUAUUGGCACAUUUAUAUUUUUAUGUAAUUGUAUGACACAACUGUAUA